GUCACGUUGUCGCUGAACGUGGGCACGUGGCUCACAAGGCGACCGGCUCAGUUGAUUGUGGCACAGUGUUGCGUGCGGUGGCUCUCGCUUCUCUCCUGUACUCUCUUCGUCGUUCGUCAGCUGCCCUUCGAUACGGUUCCGUACCGACGACGCUAUUUAAUCAGCGGGAAAAGCCGAGAAGCAGCACAACGCCCGUCGUGAUCAGUCCCUAGUAGUGAUGAUUCGAGUCCUUUUCCCUCUCAAUAUCAUCAUCCUGUGUGACUUCCAUACCAACCGAGUCAUCAAAGAACCAUUCCGUGAGCAGGACUGUGUGCGAUUCUUAAAUCGUUAAUCUCCGACACCUUCCCAAGUGCAGUGACUAUAGACAAACCGUUACUUCUCAAGCUUCAGCAUUUCCGGUCUUAUUUGGCCUCGGUAUACGGGCAUGGGCUCGGACAACUACCAGGGCUUCCGGUUCAUGGGUCAGCAGCAGCAAGUAGCCUACCCCUGGCACCAGCAGCAGCAGUGGGCUCAGCACAAGGGCUACGAGCUGCAACAGCACCAUCAGCACUCCCAGCAGCCGGUCCCACCUCCGCCCAAGCGGUACCUCUUUGCCAACAGUGCAGGAAAAUCCUGUGGAAAAGAAAGCCCAGACAAAAAAGAUGACAACGAACUAUGGAGCAAUGUCGAAGCUCAGGCUGCUUUCCUUGGACCAAACCUUUGGGAGAAAACACUGUCAUACGACUCAGAUCUCAAGUGUUCGCACGAGAGAGAUCCCAUGGGAAAAGAGCCUGAGUAUGUGGACCUGGACGAGUUCCUGUCGGAGAAUGGGAUCCCGGUGGAAGGAGGGACGGGGACCGGGAUGCCGAACGGCAUGUCGCCCCACAAACCGGAGAGUGGCCGUAUCUCCCCCAGCAGCAGCUCCCAGCAGAGCAUGUUGCCUAAGCGGGAGCGAUCUCCCUCCCCCAGUGAGCCCAUGAGCCCGCUUAACGUCAGCCCGCCCUCACCUGCAGACUCCACGCUGUCCUUUGCAUCUUCAAGUAGAGAUUUUGACCCAAGAACAAGAGCUUUCUCAGAUGAAGAACUAAAACCACAGCCCAUGGUCAAAAAGUCCAGAAAACAGUUCGUCCCAGAUGGUAUGAAGGAUGAGAAAUACUGGGCAAGACGCCGUAAGAACAAUAUGGCCGCCAAAAGAUCACGAGAUGCACGCAGACUUAAAGAGAACCAAAUUGCCCUUCGUGCAGGAUUUUUAGAAAAAGAGAAUAUCGGGCUUCGCCAGGAGAUGGAGCGGCUGAAGAAGGAGAACCUAUCUCUGCGGGACAGGUUGUCCAAGUUCACGGAGAUAUAGGUGGCGAUGCAGCGUGAUCUCACAUCACGAGGACACCUCCACUAGAACUUUACUGAGUGUUCGGUACCAGCGGCGAGAUCGUAUGUGGAAUCUCAGACUAGAGCUGACAGCUGUGACAUGAUACACUUGCGCUCGCGGUGUGGUGCGAGCGAACAGUACCCACGCCGUGCUCGUGUUCUUCUUCUGGCCCUCCCUUACUGUGGAAAACUAUUUGGUGCUUCUUUUAAGUGAGCUUUUCUUACAAAUUACAAAUGCUCCUGCAGUAACAGAACGAUUUCAGUUUAUCUAGUACUCUUCGGAAAGGUUUUCUUCAACACUACAUCUAUUGCAUGCAGCCUUCCUCGGGAAUUGCACAAAAUGGGUUGUUUGUUUUUUUAUUUUAUCCCAAUAAAAUAAAAUUUGGAAUAUACUUUUCUCAAAAAUUACUUUGCUGAUAUUGUGACUAAAUUUGUAUAAUUUUGCCUCUGUGAUGAAUAAAAGAAUGUAAUAAUUUUGUACCUCAGGGUGAAUACAAAACCUGUACAGCUUUGAGUUUUGGCACUCUGAGUUUAAUUUACCAUUAUCCAUAAUUUUAAUGUAUAGUUACUUAAUUUUAUAUAAAACCGUUAAUUUUAUUGAUAAAGCAUUUUAUGUAAAGUAGCCUUAUAUAGAUCUAUGUGUUGUUCUUAUUUUAUGUUUUAACAUCUUGAUUUCACGAGUAAAUAAAUUUGUUUUUAUGAUUUAUAUUUUAUAUAUUUAUAAUAAAAUUAUUAUUAUGUGUACAUAAUAAACCUUCAUACCUGUUACUUCAUAUGAAACCAUUACAUCACCCUUUCAUUUUGUAAUGUAGAUGAUGUUACAUGCUUCUUUAGUGUGUGUCUUUCAAGUUUCCUGGAGGUAUUAGUUUGGGGAACUAAGUAAAUGGAAUUGGGAUAAAACAGUAGUCUCCUCAGGUGUCUCAACAAGGAUGAUAUUCUUAAUCUGACAGCUAUUUAGGUCUUAGUCGAAUCAUGUCAUAGCUUUCCAGGAGUGGCAGAAUGAAUGUUCGUUCCUCCUUUCCUAAUCCCGCUUGAGGGAAAGGUUGAAUAGAGUUGCUGAAGGCUUACUGGGGGUAAAUCUGUUACCUUUGUACAUUUAAUAUUUUAAGUGAUAUAUUUUAUGAUUUAAACUUGUGAUAAUUUAACAUUGCAAUAGAUUAUAAUUGUGUAGUUGGGAGAAUCACUUUAUCUUCAGUUCGUAUAUUUCUUGGAAUGAAUUGUUUGGUUAAAAUACAUUUUGUUGUGCUAAAUACAAAAAUAUAAUAAUAGAGUUACCUUACGACAAGUUAUUUAACAUUUUUACCUUUUAUAUUAAUACCUGCGGGACUGUACUAUAAGAGGUUGACAGUCAUCCUAUACUGUUAUAAGAUGUAGACACCAUACAGAGUCUACUGCAGUCUAUGUGUUUACUAGCGUACAAUAGCUCUAUAGCUAUUACACUGUGGAAGUGUACUGUAAAACCUGACUGUGAUCCAGGACUGUUGUUGAUUGUAGACAUCGCACAGUGUCUACCGCAGUCUACAUGUUAACUACUGUAUAUUACCUCUGUGGCUACUAUGUAGUUGUCAUGUUGACUGUGGGAGGUUACUGUAAAACUAACAAUCACCCAUGACAGUUGUCUGAUUGUAGACCAUAUCUACCACAGUCAUUGCGUUAACCAGUGCGCAACACCUAUGUUACUACUUACACAUGUAGUUGACAUCUUCACUGUGGGAGAGUACUGUGAAAAACACAGUCUCCCGGUACUUUUAUCUGAUUGUAGACACCAGACAGUUUCUACUGCAGUCUACAUGUUAACUACUUUGCAAUACCUCUGUAGCUAUUACACAUGAAGUUAUCGUACUCACUGUGGGAGAGUACUGUGAAAAACUUACAAUCAUCGAAGACUGUUGUCUGAUUGUAGACCACAUCUACCACAGUCAGUGUGUUAACCACUGUACAGUACCUCUGUAGCUAUAUUACAUGUAGAUGACAUCUUCACUGUUGCAGUUCACUGUGAAGAUUUAACAGUCAUCCAAGACUGUUGUUUGAUUUUAGACACUACCUUACAGUGUCUAUCUCAGUCGACGUUUUAAACAUUUUUAUCUGUGUAAGACAUUAAUUCGCCCUUUAUACAAUAAGAACUUGCUUGUUUUUAUUUUUGUUUUCUCAUGAUCUUCCGUAGUAGGCAACUAAGCUAUUUCAGCUUUGCUAUGUACAAUUUACUGUUUACCUAUACAUUUUAUUGUAUUAAAAAUAUAUUAUUGAGUAGUAAUGGUAACUGUAUAUUGUGCUACAUGGAAGGUGUGUGGUUUUCAAUUAAUUAGGAAUAAAAUAUAAAUUUAUGGAAUUGAAAUGUUUUACAUGCUUUUCCUGUAGUUAUUUGUCAUUAGUUAGAUGUGAUGUUUAGUGUUAUAGCAGAAAUGUUACAAUAUUAAAGAAAAGCUAUUUUUGUACUUGUAUCACUUCAGUUUUCCUGAGCAAGCAUCUUCCGUUAAGUAGAUUAUUUUGUCAAGCUUAGCAACUAUUUUAAAAUUAUAUACAAUAUCAAAAUUUGUAUAAAAUAAAAUUUUCCUUUUGAACAUGAAUAAGCAAAUCAAUGAUAAUUAUUUUAGCUCAGUUCAUAAGCAUCAUUUUACUGAUAAGAAUGUAUUGUUUUUAUUAUACAAUUCUGAGAGUUUAUCCAGAAUGAAUUGAGUUUUAUAAAUAAUAGCUCAUUGGGGAAUACUCUGAUUGGUAAGGAAUACCAGUAACGCCCACAAGGUACUUAUAGCUUAUUUAUUAGAGCACUAUUAAUUGCUCUUAAUGGUUGAAGUUUAAUAUGUGAAAGGUUUUUGAAAGGAAUUACAUCAAAACAAAGUGUAAUAUUUUUUGUUAAGAGUAAAAUUUUCAGCUCUUUUGUUAAUCAGAUGAGGUUUCUGUGUUCUUGGUCAGUUGACCAAAAAUUAAAAUUAAUUUAGAAAAUACACUUCACUUUGGUGAAGACAAAAUUGAGUAUUUUAUUAAAACAUACUAAAAGGAUUUAAUAGUGUGUUUUGCAAAAUGUCGUUCUAAUUUGUAAUGGACUUGUCUAUACUUGACAAAUAAUUCAUUUUACUAAAUCUUUAUAGUCAGACCUUCAGUUUUAUAAUAUAUACACAAAAUAAAUUAAACUAAGGAACUGUGGACAAAUGAAAUAUUAGUAUAAAUGUACUUAUAGUUUCUUCCACUGAUUAGAAUUAUGUCUAUUCAAGCAUUAUGAGACCUUCAUUACUGAAAAUAACUUAGGCUUAUAUUUGUUACUUCUCUUUGUAAAUAAUGAUUUUUUCAUUUAACCAAAAAUAGGGACCUAUUUUCCAAAAGGAAGUUUUAUUUAGUUCUGUAACUUAGAUUAAACCUUCACCUCUUGUAAGUAAGUGUCUGUGCGACCCUGUUAAUCUUUCAUCGAUGUUUACUUCUGUAUAAAAGUUAGUCAAAAGCAGAAGAGGUUUUGACUGCAAUCCAAAUGGGUAUAGAUGUUAAUUGUAUGUUGACACAUGCAUGUUAUUACAUGAUAUGUUUUGUUUCAUUCUAUUAAAUGUAUUAAAUUCUAUAGCCUUAUAAUAAAGUGUUUUCAAGAUAAUGUUAAA
Messenger RNA from Homalodisca vitripennis (glassy-winged sharpshooter), 4931 nucleotides. RefSeq names its product thyrotroph embryonic factor (gene Pdp1). The record is from RefSeq and is a predicted model, not a curated record. Gene Ontology annotation, cellular component: nucleus. Bases 425 to 1327 code for a protein of 300 amino acids. Lineage: Eukaryota; Metazoa; Arthropoda; Insecta; Hemiptera; Cicadellidae. Gene Ontology annotation, molecular function: RNA polymerase II cis-regulatory region sequence-specific DNA binding; DNA-binding transcription factor activity, RNA polymerase II-specific. Gene Ontology annotation, biological process: regulation of transcription by RNA polymerase II. The transcript has 8 exons.